AACCAGUUUCAAGCCAACGUUUGAGCCGUGGCGUCGGAUCAAGUGAUCGCUCGAAAUAGAUUUUUACUUGUUGCGUUUUAGCGUUGUUAUUUAUUUUUGUUUUUUUUUUUCUUUCCUUUCCUUCGUAUCGUUAACGUUGUUGUUGUUUCUGUGAACAGCACCAACAACCAGGAGAAAUAUUAACUAUUUAAUAUAUACAUAUUACACCACACACACAUCGAUCGGGAAUAUAUAGCUUUGUGCAACCAAGUGUAACUGACAAAUUAACUGAAACGAAAUUUACAUAAAUAAUAUAAAAAACAAACGCCGUCAAAAUUGGUUACCUAACGAAAACUUCGUUUGUGCUACACGAAGGCAAUCGAGACGACGAUAUGGGGUUCAGUUCACGCAUGGACUGCUGCGGCCAGUUCGUCAAAUAUAGCCUUUUCAUAGCCAAUUUUGUAAUAUUUGUGGGCGGCGCCAUUGUCUUUUGCCUGACACUGUGGACUCUGGUGGAUCGGAGUUUCGUCAAUGAACUGUUGGGAACAAAUCUAUUUUCGGGCGCUGUUUAUGUUCUACUUGUCACCUCGAUUAUCAUUUGUCUUGUAUCAUUUUUGGGCUGUGUGGGCGCCGGCAAGGAAGUCAAAUGUCUGCUCUUAACGUAUUUCAUCAUUGUUGCUUUGGUUUUCGUGACCAUGUUAAUUGGCGGCGUUUUGGGGUACGUUUUUCGUGAGCGUGUGCAGCAGACCAUGCGACAGGAAAUGCGCUCCACCAUGGCAUUAUAUGGCAGUCGUCGUGAAAUAACCCAAGCCUGGGAUUUAACGCAGGAACGUUUACAGUGCUGCGGUGUGGAUACAUGGCAUGACUGGAAUCGUUAUGGCCUAGUGCCGGAAUCCUGCUGCCAGGAGCUGUUCGGUGGACAGCGCAAGGAAUGCACAUUGUUCCCCACCGUCACCAAUCUGUACAAUCAGGGUUGUCUAUAUGUGACGACCAAUUUCAUAAGAGAUCAUGCAGCAGUUAUCGGUGGCACAUCCAUUGCAGUUGCUAUACUUAUGAUCUUUGGCAUGAUAUUCUCCUGUUUACUGUUCAACAUGAUUGAAUAGCGCCAUCCAGGAGGGGGAGGAAAGGCACGGAUCGGUGUCGGUGCCGGUGCCCCCAAUUGGAGCUCACAGGAGACCCAUUUUUAAUUGUAUCUGUUAAGAGUAUUAUCCCAUUGUGUGUAUGCGUUUAGUUGUUACAUACUUUAGUGCGUGUGCAUGUAUUCAUAUUGAUAAUUGAGUGUUAUCAUACUGUUACAUAAAUUUGUAUUAUUUUUUUUUUUUUACCCAUAUAUAUCUAUAUAUAUUUGUAGUGCCCUAUGGUUACUUAUUUUCUCUGUUAUAAGAACAUGAAAUCGUUAUAGUGAGAAUGUUGUUGUUUUGCCUAACAAUUGAUUGCUAAAUACAAAUACUUGGAGAACAAAAAAAAAACAAAGAAAAUUAAUCACCCACAGAAAAAAUUUUGUACAUCUUAAUAUUUCGAUUUCAAAACUAAUUUGCAGGUGCAGAUGAGAGAAAGAAGAAGAUUCUCAAGAUAGGUAAUGUGCUUAUGAAGGCAGUAAAAUUUAAAUUCCAUUUAAUAAAAAAAAAGCGUGAAAACAAGUUUAUUUAGUCUUAGAAUUUAAGCUCGAAAGUAUGCAAAAGCAAUGACUAAAUCAUAAAAAUUGUGAUACUGGAUUGUGUGGAAUUGUGCGACAUAAUAGACAAAUUGCUAAAUGGAAUGUA
Messenger RNA from Drosophila willistoni, 1742 nucleotides. RefSeq names its product CD151 antigen. The transcript has 7 exons. Gene Ontology annotation, cellular component: membrane. Lineage: Eukaryota; Metazoa; Arthropoda; Insecta; Diptera; Drosophilidae. The record is from RefSeq and is a predicted model, not a curated record. Bases 372 to 1082 code for a protein of 236 amino acids.